Leptidea sinapis is the source of this 6787-nucleotide messenger RNA. RefSeq lists its product as uncharacterized. Gene Ontology annotation, molecular function: histone binding. Bases 229 to 1830 code for a protein of 533 amino acids. The record is from RefSeq and is a predicted model, not a curated record. NCBI's taxonomy places the organism in Eukaryota, Metazoa, Arthropoda, Insecta, Lepidoptera, Pieridae. The transcript has 7 exons.
AAUAUCAUUGCCGGCAGUAAAUCAAUAUAUAAUUUAUUUUGUCCUAUUAGUUUACGCGAUAUAGAGUUAAAAAUAUUAAUUGUACAUAUUAUUUAAAUACCAAUUAGAUUGUAGAUAGCAUGUGAGAUAAGAUUCGCUUGUUAGCAGGUGUUACCGUAAUAAAUAAUUCUUACUUAUUUAAUUGAUAAAGAUAGAGUUAUUUCGAAUAGUUAUGUUUCUCCAUUUACUAUGAGUUGCAAUGUAGUGAUUGAUUUAUCACACGAAUCUGCUGAUGAGGACUGUCAAAUUAUAGAUUAUAGAGAAGCUACCUUAUCUUAUGAUGACCUAUACAGGGAAAGUCCACCUAUACUAGCCCAAUUUUUCGAACAAUGUUUAUCAUUAGACAACUCUCAGGGUAUGAUGAAAGUUCUGUAUAAAUCAUUACUAAAACCAUAUCAAAGGGCCACAGAUGAGUACAAGACAUCAAAUAAAUUUCAAAAUGCUAUUAAUCAUGCAGAAACUUUAAUAAAAACAGAGCCUUUACGAAAAUACUCACAUAUCAAAUACUUGUGUGAGGAAUUGUGGGGCGCUAAGGCUAAGAAGAGAGCUAAUUUAGUUACUUUGGAUAAAGCAGGAAAAAGAAAAGGAGAAUUUUUUGGAGAGAGAGGAAAGAGAAAAAUACCAUGUGUUAUAAAUAGUAAUGAUAGUAAUAUAAUAAAUUUAGAUGAAAUAGAGGAUACAAUUGUUAUUAGAGAUGAUAAAGAAAAUGAAGACCAAAACCAAGAUCAAGUAGCAACAAACUUGUUGGAAGUCAAUUAUAGUGUGGCCAUUCCGGAAGAGAUUAUAAAUGAGAGUGAAAUUUUAGCAUACCAGAAGCUGUUAAGGGAAACACAGAUCAAGGAGAGGAUUAAGUUAUAUGAGACUGAAAUUUCAAAGUUAAAAUUAAAAAUAGAUAAAUUAGAAGAGCAAGAAGUCAAACUUCAUGAUACCUCUUCAGCAUAUAUUAGAAGUGAAAAACUGAAAGCUAGAGUUGUUCAAUAUUAUAAAAAACUGUGUGAAUUAACUGGUGCUGAAGUAGUAAAACGCAGAGAAGUUACACUUAAAAUUAGAGAUGGAAAAUGUGCAUCAACUGUGAAAGUACUUGAGGAUUUUCUAAAUAGCAACAUUGGUGAUGAUGGCUAUCCACCAUUUCCUAAUUUCAAUGAUGUAUUAAAAUGUGUUGUAUUGGCCAAUGAUAAGUAUAAUCUGGGUUGGGAUCAUUUAAAAAUAGGAAAUGAGGCUAAAGGACUGUUUAUUCAAUGUGGGCGUACCUUACAAGCAUUGAGACAAAAACGAGAAUGGAUAGACCUGAUAUCCAGAGUGAAAGAAGAUAUUGAUGAUCCUGCAGAUCGGGAUGCAGACUUGUCAGCUAAACUAGAGGCAAAUAGGAAACUGGGAAUCAAGAAUGAAUCUGAGUUAUUGGAAAGAUAUGCUAAAAUGGAGAAUCAAGUUCAUUCAUCAAAGAUGGUUGAACCAGGGACUUUGUAUGAUAUUGAAAUGAAAGAACAUAGCAGUAGUUCAGAUGAAUAUUUCGAUAAUCAUAAUAACACUGAGAAGAACAAAGCUAAUAAUGAAUUAGAUUUAGAUAGAGCCAGUGAAGUAAUAGCAGAAAGUGAAUUGAAAAUUAAAAAUGAAAUUAAAUUAGAACAAUCUGAUAUAAUAGAAAAAUUGGAGGCUCUUGGCGAUGAUUUUACUACAAGUGUAUUUGAUAUUGAAGAUCCAUUCCUGGUUGUUGAGAUUUCAUCAGAUACUGAUGAUGAUGAUGAUGUUAAUGUUAUAGAGAAUAGUUCAAAAUCAACUGAUGGAUCUUAGAACACCUUUGCAAGAUAUUUUUCAAAAGAAUAACAUUUACACAGAUUAACAAAAUAUACUCAGAUGGAGUAAUCUAAAACACAAGGUGAAGUCGUGUAAUAUUUAUGUGCGUAGUGACAUUUUUGGGACACAUACAUCUUUCUGUGUGUGUGUGUAAUGUUGCUAGAUGUUUGGGAAAAAAUCGCAAUUAUUUUUGGAACUAAUGUCUCGCACUAUUAGUACACAUUAUUUAGAAUACUGGUCACUAAACAAAAAAAUAAUAAUAAUACAAGUUAAAUGGGAUACCUUUACCUGAUUAUGUCUCUCUUUAGGUCCAUUUAUAAAAUAAAACAAUAAUUAUUGUCUUUAUUUAUUUUAUAUAUUUAAAAUAGUAAAUUAUAUAUAGAUAUUAAGUUUGAACUUGGCACUGGCUAUAACGAUUUAUAUGAAAUUUUGUAUUAAGAUAGGGUGAAGUGAAAUUUCUUUACGCGCAUGAGGGUGUAUUACCCUGGUAGUUACGGUUGAAACGCAAUAAAAUGACACGAAAAUAUGGGACGUUUGUAUCCAAGAAGAGGGAGGGAGCUAUUGAGAGAGAGUGAGAAAGGGCGAACGUAGCAUGAAGCACAUAGCCAUGGAUCGAGAAUAGGCAAUUAGGCAAUUCUGUCGCAUAAUGUCUUGUCACAGAUCUUUUUAUUUAUUAUAUAGUGCGUAAACCUUGAAUUAAAUUUAUAAAUAUUUUGUGAUAAAUUUGUAAUUCAUUCAAUUCAUUAAUUAUAGUAAUACUAAGCAGGACGUGUUCAGAGUAAGUUAAUAUAUGUAUUUGUUAUCUUUUUAAUUUACAAUUUUUUAUGUUAAUUCGUUUGAAGGUUAGGAGAUUCCAAUAUUUACAAAUAACAUGUGUCAUUUUAAUUUGCCACUCGUCAUUUGAGAAUUCCACAUACUGUUUUUCAUAAAAUAUAAAAUAUUUAAUACAUUCCUUUUUUCUAUAUUGACCAAUAAAAUUAGAUUUAGAGAACAGAUUAAACCGGAUUUAAAUUAGUUUGCCAAAGAAGUUUCACUUCUGACACGUGUACUUUGUAUAUACGCAUUUUUUUUGCUAAUAAUGUAACUAGCAAUAUUAUUUGUAACACCAAAAUUUUAUACAAAAAUAUUUAACUUAAUCUCCAUAGUAUUGCAGUGGUACUUGUAUUAUAAUUUGGAAGAUUUAGUUACAGACAGACAGAUGGGUACUUUUCUUACUUUUAUUGUUGAUGGUUUUAAUUGGCCCUCAGUCGCUUUUGAUGUGCAAAAUGCCAUAAAAGUGGCAAGAAACUCAUUGCCACUCUUUUUGUUACUUUAGCUACGUAUAUUCCUAUAACGUUAACUUUAAUUCAAGGCAUACUUUUUAAUAAAAUAAGGGUUAAUCGGGAAGUGAAUAAAAAUAAACUUGCAAUAUUUAUUUAUUCAUUACAGUGUUGGUGUGUCGAAGUCAUAAUUAUAUAUAAACAAUAAAAAAAAAUAUAUAAAUAAUAGUACCCUAUGGAAAUGAUAUUCCAUUUUCAUUAUAUUAUUUUUGGAAACAACUGUAAGGCCCGAUAUCCACCAAAGCGGAGAGAAGCGGAGAUGAUUUUGAUAACCAAUUAGAUUUCGUUAUUUCCACAUCUCCUCAUGAAAUGGAUCAAGCGGAGAGAAGAAGAGAUGUCUCAUUUGUUUAUAGAAUUGUGUGCCGCGUCGUGCGCUCGCGCGACCUUUCGCCGCGCCUCGCACACCCGAAAGCGUUACUAUAAAGUUAUAAACACAGCUCACAUGUCUCCGCUCUGGUGGAAAUAACCUGACAGAAGCGCGUUUUAUCUCCUCUCCUCUCCGCUUCUAGUGGAUACCGGGCUUCAUAUGUUAUUAUGUUAUUUAUGUUUGAUGAUACAAGACGGCUUUUUUUAUCAUCAUAAAACUAUUAGUAUCGUGUAGUGUAAACAAUGCGACUCGUAGUGUAGUAAUGAAGCGAGUUUAUAUUCGCUUUUGAAUUUGUAUUUUCUUUGGUGGCUUCACUCUUGUGUUCAGUGCGCUCCAUCUGAGUAUAAUUUAUUAAUGUAAGGGGCUGUUUCACAAUGUUCAAGUAAAUUUACGAAUGUACUUGUGUAUCUAUAAUGUACUUUCUACUUAUCUACUAUCGAUUAAAGACAUCUUUUGCAUUUCAUAAUGUAUAGACUAUAGAUUGUGUUAUCUAGCAGGCAAGGGCCAUUGAAAUUAUAGGAUGGAUCUAGUAGCAAAUAUCAUAGUUAUCUGCCGGGUACGGGGAUUGACAAGCGUUUGAUAAAAUAAUGUCAAUUUAUACAAUGGUAGGGGAGCCCAUGCCCAAAAGCUAAAUAGUCACUUAAAACUGACUAUCGUGGACACCUAUUGGAUUGGAGGAUUAGGUGCUAAAAAAAAUAUAUGAUAUGUACCUACCUACCCUGUCACUACCCGUUAACAACAAUUUAAAAAACAGUCACAAAGAAAUACUCAAGCGCUUCAGAUAUUAAUAGUGUAUUCUGAUUACGGAAAAAUAUUAAUCUGCCGGUUUGCAUGGUGGGCCAUACGAAGGGGUAGAAAAUAGGAUAAAAAAACUUAUAAAGCGCGUCAUUGAGAUGAGAUAUUAAGUGAACCCUAUUUAUUGUAGCUCCUAUUCAUAAUACUGAUUUGGAUGUGACCAAAAGUGAUGAACGAUUUUUGAAAAUGAAAAAAAAAAAAGUGACCAUGAAAUACUCAAGUGCGUCAGAUUAUUAUACCUACAGACGCUUCACCUUAAUGUCCUUGUCGUGCUGAUCCAUAAUCUGAUAAUUAUGUGGAGGAAUUCUGACGGUUUUUAAAUUUUUGGUUUGAAACUUGACUUUCCGAUUUCCUUAUGUAGGGCACAAAUUGCUAGAUUAUUGAAAUUCACCCUUUACUGCAUAUAAUUAACGUACCACAAUCUGACGCGCUCCAGUUGUUCUCCCGAUCGAUUUUUUUUACUAAUCUGAUCGGCUGCUCUAGACGUUCGACCCUAUAAACAGGGCUCAGGUAUGAUGGGAGUACUUCACAAGGUGCAAGUUUGUCUCUCUUAUGUUAUUCUGACGCACUCGAAUAAAUCCCAAAAUUCCCGCUUGACUUAUGGACAAUUAUAAAAGGCUCAUGACAAUUAUUACCUAUUUAGUUGAAAUUCUCAAAUUUCGUUGCACGAAAGCGGAAUACAAUUAUGUGAUGAUUUAUUUUACCUAUUGUGAAAAUAGUGGUAGAAGUAGGUAUUAUUUAGUUAUACAAAUUGGUCGCGCGGGUAAUCUAAAAGAUUAUUUUGAGUGGACUGUAUGGAAAAAAAAGGUAGCGGGGUUCGUCUCCUAGUAAUACCAAUUAGCUCAAUGCAGUAAAAUUCCAGGGACUAACCUUGAUAUCUUCUGCAGGCCUCGCCAGGACGUCCUUCUCUUUAUUACACCACAGACACAGCUUAUUUUCAAAUUAAUGUAAAUUAUGAAGAGCUCAAAAUAUUAAAUAAAAAGUUUAUAAUAUGAGGUAGCGGCGCGGGCGCGUAUCGAACGCACGUUUUGAAAAAUGCGGGGGUCGACGUAUACUCUUCACGGUCGCUUCGCGGAUAAUGCCGCGAUCCAAGUUAUCCCUUUCAUUCUAUGUAAUGAAGCUAAUUGGCGCAACCAUCCCCCCAGCCUUAGGGUGUACCCUAAAGGAAAGGAUGUAAAAGGAAAGGAAAUGUGAAACGCGAAAAAGAGAGGAAAAAAAAAUAAUGAUACAAAAAUUGAACAAAAAAAAUAAAAAAAAUUGCAUCACGCCCGCUUAAAAAAAAAAGAAAACUGUAAAAUAUGAAAUGCCAUUAUGCUUGUGUUACGUUAUUUCGUAUUUUCAUUUUCACAGUUUUUUUCAUAUCGUCUAUCGGAACUAUUAAGUGCGAGGUUGCCAGACUAAGCUGCCAGAUAAGUCAUAUAUUAGAGUAAUUAAAUAUAGCUGUGAAGUGAUUGUGAAACGCAAUCUGUUUUAUCUGGAAUUUUUACUUUGUACAUUGUUAAACAGCCCCUAAGAGCAUUUAAAAUAUUAUGUUCGCUUAAACUGCAUUUAAUUAUUUAUAUCUACUUUGUUUAAGGAUUUCAACAUGUUAUUUAUUCUCAUUGUUAUGUAGGAAUAUCUCUAUCACAUUUGAGAAUCUCUCAUUAAUGUGAUUUACGUUAGUGUUUUUUAAUUAUUUCUCGCUUUUCAAGUUACUUUUAUAACUUAUAUUAGAAAUGUUACCUACAUUAAAGUCUAUAACUAUUGCUGUUUCUAGUCAAAACAUGUAUAGGUUUAAUUUUUAUCUAGCAAUUAUUAUGCAUCAACGCAUAUUGUACUGUACAGUGCAGUAGCCAUUGAAAUCUCUGGUAGGCAUAAGCCUAUACCAGGGGUGGGACAGACGCCUUAAAGUGACAUUUUCAGAAGACUGUAGUGCCAUCUGUUCAUUGGCCCGAAAAUGAAAGCCUUGUCAGCUGUCUCUCGCUGUGAAACCUUUCAACUUUUCUUUGUUUGUGUCACUGCCUACUGGUCAUAAAAUGGCGGCUACUUCUAGCGUUUGCGCAUGUAUGUAGCUCUCGUGUUCCAAUUUGCAUAUUUAUACUACUAAAUCUAUUCUUUAUGUUCUAUGUUGUGACAAAAUUAAAUAACUAACUCUACGCGCAAUUUCAACAUGGUAAAAAUUGCAAUACCUACAAAAGUAGAGUUAGUUAUUUAAUUGCGUCACAACAUUAAAAAUUAAUUUUAUAAUUUCGAGCUUAUAUAUAGUUAUUUUCGGGGCCAAUCUCCAGAUGGCGCUAGUUUUCAAAUAGCUCAUAAUGCGUAGAGAGGGUUCUCUUUUCCCUAUAUAUUAUUAUACUCUUUGGCUUAUACCAUGAGCAAGUAAGAUUUUCUAGGCCGUUGCUUUUCUAAAACUUGUUUCAGUGAUGAGAAUUAAAUUGAGUUAGCCAACCUAGUAUUAAAAAAUAAUUGUUUGUUUAUAAAUAAGCAUUUUAUU